GGAAAGGGGAGGAGAACUGUGGGAAUGGACUCUCAACACCAGAGAUUCAGGUGAUUAGUCCUUUUUUCAUGUUUUGGCAAAAGACAACGAAGCAGAUAUGGACACCGUUGGUUUGAUCCGGACGGGUCCUCUCCUCAUUUUCUCCAUUUUUGUGUGUGUCAUUACUGGAAGUCCUCUAGGUACUUCAGUCAUAGAUUGUGGUCAGGAUACCAAUAAAGUUGUGGGUACAGUGGAUGAAGGAUAUACAGGAGAUGUGGAGCUGGUGACUGGGAUAACAGCAGGAAACAAUGUGAAGCUGGUGCCCAAAAUCUUUGAAGGUCAUCUGGAGUUUCUGGAGCUGAGCUUCACGCUGGGAGACACCAGCGCUACUGUUCGCACCAAGAAGCCGCUGGACGCAGACCAACUGGCAGCCAGUGCCUCCGUUUUGUAUUAUUCUGUCAUGUGUGACGGUCCAGUUAAGUACAACAACUCGCGCACAGUGAAAAUCAACGAUCUCAAUGACCACAGUCCGGUCUUUGAGAAGAAGACGUACACCACCAACGUCUCUGAGAUUCAUGACGUGGGCAGCAUGGUUAUACAAGUUACGGCUAAAGAUGGAGACAGCACCACAGCGAACAACUUAGUGACAUAUUCCUAUGCACCAACCUCAGAGGACUUUAACUUGUUAAGCUCAGGGGCUUUUACUUUGAAGAGACGUUUAAACUACAAUUUAGUCCAGAACUACAACUUCAUUGUGACAGCCCGGGAUAACUUUGGGUUAAACGACACGGCCACUGUGACGAUUAACGUGGAAGACUUUGAUAACUUGAAUCCCUUCUUCAGCCACAACAUCUACCAGGCCUUUAUUCCAGAGAAUCAGGUUGGGUUUUUCCGGACCAUUGAGCCGGCGGCGAUAAAAGCUGAGGACGGAGACAGUGGGAUAAACAUUUCUUUAACUUACAGCAUCAGCACAGUGUCUCCAGAGAAGUAUCAGAGUCACUUCAACAUCGACUCCAGCAGUGGGGUUGUGUCUGUGCAGACUCUCUUAGACAGAGAAGAGCUGAGCGUCAGCGUGAUCACCAUCAGCAUCAAGGCGGCCCAGACAGACGACAAUUUGAAGACGGCUUUUGCUUCGGUGUCCGUCAGUGUGGAGGAUGUGAAUGACAAUCCUCCAAAGUUUAACAAGACAGCCUACUCUGUAACUCUCCUGGAAAACUCUCCUGUGGAUGCUGUUCUGUUCAAAUCCGUCGUCACUGACCUGGACCAGGGAGGAUUUGUGGGAACAUUCCGAAUCAUUCCGGAUUCUGCUCCUUUCUCUGUCGGUGGUGAUGGGACGAUCAGAGUGAAGAACUCCACAGCUCUGGACAGAGAGACCACUGAAAGAUUCACAUUUCAGAUCGAAGCGAAGGAGACGAAUCCCCCAUUCCAGGCUGUAACGGUGCCAGUCAGCGUAACUCUACUGGACAAGAACGACAACAGUCCUGUGUUCACCAGUAACAUGUACGAAGGAAAGGUGUAUGCAAAUCAAACAGCGGGGAUGGGGCUGGUCCAGGUUAAGGCAGAAGAUCCAGAUGCCGACAAGAACGGGCAGAUCAAAUACUCGAUUGAAUUUGGGAACGACGCCGACUACUUCUCAAUCGAUGAAAACAGUGGAAACAUCGCACUGGCUAAAACCAUUCCCCUGGAGGAAAACGUGGUAUUGGAGUUCCCUCUCUUCAUAACAGCCAGAGACGGCGGCACGAUAUCACGCUCCUCCUCAGCACAGGUGAACAUUCGUGCUCCAGGUGACUCGAAACCUCAGUUUUUACAAAAACUGUUCCGUGGCACCGUAGCAGAAGAGCAGGAGCCAGGAGUCGUUAUUCUUACAGUUAACUUCCUGGCUUUAUCUGCUGAGAAUCCUCCGACUCUCACGGUUGUCACAGAAGACGACAAGUUUGCCAUCUCCAACAGAGGAGAAUUCUCCACUAAAGUGAAGCUAGACUACGACGAGGCUCCACACAACUACUCUGUGUCGAUCUCCAUCUCUGACGGAGCUCACAGUGACAUGGCAGUGGUGGAGGUUCAAGUCGACGACAUCAACGAUAACGGUCCUGUUUUCACUGCGAGUUCUGUCACAAAAUCAGUCCCAGAGGACGCAGAGCUAGGAUCCAACGUGACUGCUGUUCCGGCUACAGACAAAGACAGCAGCUUCAACAAGGAGAUCAGAUACUCCCUGAGAGGAGGAGAGGGGAGGUUCUCUGUGGACGCUGUGUCUGGGAUGGUGAGUGUGGCAGGGGCACUGGACCGGGAGACUAAGGCUGAGUAUGGGCUGCUGGUGGUGGCUGAAGAUCAGGGUCGCCCAGCUCGGUCCGCUACAGCCUCCCUGCUGAUCCAAGUGUCCGACGUCAACGAUCACAUCCCAAAGUUCUCCCAGGCUGAGUAUCAGGCUGAAGUCCUGGAAACAGAGUCAGCGGAUUCAACCCUGCUAACCUUAUCAGCUUCAGACCCGGAUGAAGGAUCAAAUGGGAGAGUUACGUACAGUAUUUUCCAGCAGAGUCCUUCUUCAGACCUUCCUGUGUUUGAGUUGGACUCUUCCUCCGGGACUCUGCGGCUGGCUCAGCCUCUGGAUUACAGCAAAGUGAAGGUGUAUAGGCUCCUGGUUCAGGCCUCUGAUGGCGGGACUCCCCCUCUGGUGGGGAACAGCUCUGUGGUGGUGAUGGUGAAGGACGUGAACAACAACCCGCCUCAGUUCAGUCAGGACAAAUACGAUGUUGCGGUGUCCGAGAACCUGGCUGGUGGUUCGUCCAUCCUGAACCUGGAGGUCACUGACAGAGAUGAGGGCGGGUUCUCUGAGGGUUUCUUCAUCUAUAACAACGACACCUUCCACAUCAACAAACAGGGUGUGGUCUCACUGAGGAAGGACGUCACUUUGGACAGAGAGAAAAAGGACAGCUACAUGUUACAGGUGGAGGCGGUGGAUCAGCUGGCAGACGGGCUCAGAUCCUCGGCUCAGCUCAACAUCUCCGUCCUCGACUACAACGACAACACCCCGCAGUUCCCGAGCAUCCCGGACCCGCUGCAGAUCCCUGAGGGCGACUACUCCGAGGAACAUCCAGGAGAACUUCUCAUCAUCGUGCCCACAGACGCCGACCUCGGCCCCAACGCAGAGGUCACCAUCUCCCUCCCCUCCCCUCACCCCCUGUUCAGAUUCAGAGAGGACGGGAUGCUGCUGGCUGUCGGCCCUCUGGAUCGGGAGAGCAGGGCGACGUAUGAGCUGGUAGUAAAGACCUCUGAUAAAGGCAGCCCACAGAGGGAGAACAUCACCACCAUCAGAGUGAGUCUCGUGGACGUCAACGACAACAGACCCGAGUUCAGCUCCAGGGGCUACGAAUGCAGCGUGCUGCUCAAAGAUGCCAAGGAGGGCAAACUGCUGCUGACGCUGUCUGCCUCCGACAAAGACGCCGGGAACAACUCGCUCCUCAGAUACAGUUUCUCCGAGGGAAGUUCUCCAUAUCUGGCACUGAACAGUGAAACCGGGGCCGUGACCUUGACCUCUGACCUUGCCGAUGUAACAGAGGACACCACGCUGUUACUGACGGCCGCGGCUACAGACCACGGCCGACCCCCGCUGAACUCCACCGCUGCUGUGGUGGUGAACCUGAGGGUCGCCAACCUGGUGGCUGGCGUGGCCUUCCAUAGCUCCUUCUACAACUUCAGCUUCCCUGAGAAACAGCCGGCGGGGGGGAAGGUGGGGAGGGUCUCCGCCUCCUCGGGUACUCCGAUUUACGACGUCACUUACACGCUGAAGACACACACCGACCUGUUCUCCGUGGACGCUAGUGGAGCCAUCCUGAGCAAAACACAACUGGACCGAGAGGAGCAGGAGUGGUACAUCCUGGAAGUGGAGGCAGUGGACACACGCUCCCCCCCUACAUCUGCCAUUGCAAUGGUCAGAGUGGAGGUGGAGGAUGUGAGCGAGGCUCCACAGUUCUCCUCUGAGGUUUAUAAAGCCUCUGUGUUCAGCAUCGCCCCGUAUAAAACCUCAGUCACCGAAGUCAAGGCGACGGACCCCGAUGCGGGGGAGCAGGCUCUGCUGGUCUACAGUCUGUCGGCGGACAGUCUGUUCUUCGACGUGGAUCCGUCCUCCGGCCUGCUGUACGUCAUCUCAGUGGAGAGUCUCUCCGGACUGAAAACCGUGGAGGUGAAGCCACCGACCCCCGGGGGCUGCAGGCCACAGCCAGGGUGGAGGUGGAGGUGCGGGGCGGUGCGGGCAGCGGAGACGUGGUCGUCAUCUCCGUCAACCAGCCGGUCAACAUGGUGGAGAAGAAGGUCCCGCAGCUGGAGCAGUCUCUGGGGGCGGCUCUGGACUUCACUGUGAAAAUCCUGGAGGUGUGGAGCUCUAACGGAGGAUCGUCCAGAGCAGCGAGAGCCGCCACCGCCCGGACUCUGAUCAGCUUCCUCUCUGAAGACAGAGGGAAGGUGGUUCCCGCCGAGGACGUGACGCAGAAGCUGCAGAGCAAGGCGGCGGCUGUGAGGGCGGAGCUGGUCAAAGUGUUCGGGGACGGGGUCCACUUCGACGUGGAGAUAAAUCCUGAAGGCCCCGCCUCCAACCAGGCUGUGCUCAUCGCUCUGGGCGUCCUGCUGGCGCUGAGCAUGCUGGGAUUGAUCGUUUCUGUGGCCCUGAUCAUCAG
Molecule: messenger RNA, 4649 nt
Organism: Eleginops maclovinus (Patagonian blennie)
Lineage: Eukaryota; Metazoa; Chordata; Actinopteri; Perciformes; Eleginopidae
Product: protein dachsous
Exons: 27
Coding region: 98-4336 (1412 amino acids)
Biological process (GO): cell morphogenesis; cell-cell junction assembly; multicellular organism development
Cellular component (GO): adherens junction; catenin complex; plasma membrane
Molecular function (GO): calcium ion binding; cadherin binding
Source: RefSeq, a predicted model, not a curated record